Messenger RNA from Manihot esculenta (cassava), 1162 nucleotides. Its product is annotated as vesicle transport protein SFT2B. The coding region runs from base 75 to 533 and encodes 152 amino acids. The transcript is spliced from 5 exons. Gene Ontology annotation, cellular component: membrane. Gene Ontology annotation, biological process: vesicle-mediated transport. The record is from RefSeq and is a predicted model, not a curated record. NCBI's taxonomy places the organism in Eukaryota, Viridiplantae, Streptophyta, Magnoliopsida, Malpighiales, Euphorbiaceae.
GAUGGUUAAAACUCGGCUUUCCUUUGUUUUCUGCUCUGGGUUCAGACUGAGAAUGAUAAACUAAAAGAAAAAUAAUGCGGAAGCUGAACCAGUUCAUAUCAGGGGACGAUGGAGAGAGAGGAGAGAGCUUCUUGGAUGAUGAAUCAGAUGACCUUUGUUCUCUUUCACCUGCGCAGAGAAUGUACGCUUUUGCUGCCUGUUUGGUCGCUGGUCUGGCUUGUACGUUUCUGUCAUUGAUCGUCUUUGUCAAGCCCAUCAAAUUUGCAGUAUUAUUUACUUUUGGCAAUGUGUUGGCAGUGGGAAGCACAGUCUUCCUCAUUGGAGUGGGGAAGCAACUAAGUGUGAUGUUUGACUCUGUCCGAAUUUAUGCAACAGCUAUUUACAUUGGAUUUGUUGUUAUAUCUCUUAUUUGUGCUCUCUGGAACAGAAAAAGUGUACAAAAUAUACUGGAAGGCAUUGAAAACUUUUCGUCCAGAGAAAGUGAGAAUCGUGGGAAAAAAAACUUAAAUCUUUUAUUUAGCAUUCUGUAUUAAACUAUUCUAGUUUCUCAUUAAUUUGCCUUUAAUUGGCUAAUGUGAUCGUGUACCCUGUCUUUCUCAUUCCAUGCUUCAGAUCCAUAGCAAGAUUUUAACGGUAAUUGCAAUCAUCUUUGAGAUUUGUGCCCUUUCUUGGUGAGUUUUUCUUUAUCCCUUUUUUUGGAAGGCUUGAGGACAUUAGUGAAAAGUUGUACUUCUUUUCAAUUUUGCACCAAAAAUCAAUGUAAUACACUCCUCUGCUAGUUACCCACGGCUCUAUUAAAAUUUUUUUUUUCUGUACAUACUCUGAUUUCAGACAUUCAUCCAUAUGGCAAGAUCAUUAUAAUAGAUUUUCUGCCCUUAAAGAUAAAAUCUUUUUAUCAGGCACUCUUAAUGGUUUUCAAACCACUUACAUUUUCCCUGUCUGAAUCAUUUCAGGUACAGUCUGAGUUACAUUCCUUUUGCUCGCACAAUGGUGUCUAAUUUGAUGGUCCGGUUCUGUGACACUGAGCUAUAGAUCAUGCAAAUUCGUGAAGAUUGAUGGCUUGGGAUUCUCAUUGGUCACGGCUGUCUUCCUGGAUUUGUUUUCACCAAAAUAUGAACUGUUACAUACUUUUAAAUUUUAAAAAAUAUGAAUUGGAAUAUCA